Heterotrigona itama is the source of this 516-nucleotide messenger RNA. The record is from the annotation of a GenBank genome assembly. Lineage: Eukaryota; Metazoa; Arthropoda; Insecta; Hymenoptera; Apidae.
AUGUCAACGCUGUACUCGCAGGCUACAUUCUCGGACGGAAACGUGCUGUCCUUUGGUAAACCGUUGCUCGUCAUCUCAUCCUUAAGCGUAAUGUUGUGCACUGGCUCGCACUCGGAAACCAGGCGAAUAGCUGGCUCGUUCUCGAUCUGGCAGGUUUGGUUCACCACGCCACCAGUCUCCGUGCACUCUGAAUUUUGCACGAUGUUCGUUAACAAAUACUGCUUGUCCGUAGUGAUCUCCUCCUCAUUGGAGGAGAUACGCUCUUCCCAUACAGUUGGACAGAAAUCUGUGUUCUGCAGAAGCACCCAAAUGGUCAUAAAAAGCCAGUGGGAUCCUGCAACAUUCAGAGUGGGACACGCGCUACGUGAAAGACAUAAAUCUAUUUCGAGCAAUCUUGUCAGCUUGUCGCUCUCACACUCACCAAGAAACAAUAAGGACCAUUCUCUCAGACAGAUUGCUGUCAAGACCAGAACAGCUAUCCUGGAUAUUAGCAUUCCAGCUCGCCAAAGACCCUGA